AUAUGUCGAGCGUUGGCGCGAGCCCGCUCAUCAGUCGCAAUCGAAACGCGUAGCAAGUCGGAUCGUCGUCGUGCUCAGAAGAAAAAUGGUCGUGCCAAUACGGGAGUCCCAGGACGUGUUUGGGAACAAGAAGCGCAUCCGGAUCGAGAACAACCGGGACAACCUGCAGAUUAUCGGCAACCAGAACCGGAUCCUGGUCAAGGCGAACGAGGGAACGCUGAACGUGAUCGGGAACGCGAACAACGUCAAGAUCAUGCGGAACUGCGGCACGUUGAACUACGUGGGGAACCAGGGCUCGAUCUACCUGAGCGAUCAGAGCAAGUCCGUCAAAGUCAACUACACGGGAAACAACGCCAAGAUUCGGGUCUGCGACCACGAGCAGCUGUCCGAUCGGUUCCGGUGAAGCUCGCCACACCAGUGUGAUGUGAUGUGAUCUAGUUCUGCGAAGCGAAGAGAAAGAGAG
Messenger RNA from Culex pipiens pallens (northern house mosquito), 463 nucleotides. RefSeq lists its product as uncharacterized. The transcript has a single exon. The record is from RefSeq and is a predicted model, not a curated record. The coding region runs from base 86 to 403 and encodes 105 amino acids. Lineage: Eukaryota; Metazoa; Arthropoda; Insecta; Diptera; Culicidae.